GGGACCGUAUAGGAAAUAUAAAGGAAUGUCACACCGGGUCAACUGCAAUACCAUUUGUAAAAGUUUCUUUCUGUUACUGUUUUCAUUUAUGUUAUUGUUUCAUUUAACAAAAACCUCAUCACUAUUCUUCUCAACUCCCAUAGCUAUGCAAUCACCUUCCUCUUAUUUCUCUUGUAAUUUCACCUAUGAUGUCUUCCUCAGUUUCACAGGUGCAGAUACUCGCUUUGGUUUUACCGGCAAUCUCUACAAAGCUCUAACUGACAAGAAAAUUCGCACCUUCAUUGAUGACAAAGAGCUUCAAAGAGGGGACGAAAUCACACCCUCACUUGUGAAGGCAAUUCAAGAAUCUAGGAUAGCCAUUCCUAUUUUCUCUACCAAUUAUGCUUCUUCUUCGUUUUGCUUAGAUGAACUUGUGCAUAUAGUUGAGUGUGUCAAGAGGAAGGGUCGUCUCGUUUUGCCUAUUUUCUAUGAUGUGGAUCCUUCUCAUGUGCGACAUCAGACUGGGAGUUAUGGUAAAGGAAUGACUGAUCUUGAAGAGAGGUUCAAAAAUAACAAAGAGAAGCUCCAAAAAUGGAAGAUGGCUCUUAAUCAAGUUGCUAACUUGGCUGGAUAUCAUUUCAAACUUGGGAAUGAAUAUGAAUACGAGUUUAUUGUGAAGAUAGUCAAAGAAGUUUCCAACAAGACUGAGCGUGUCCCUCUUCAUGUUGCGGAUUACCCUGUUGGAAUCGAAUAUCGAUUGCUAAAAGUAAAGUCGUAUCUUUUAGAUACAAAAUUUGACGAUCGAGUCCAGAUGGUGGGGAUUUAUGGAAUUGGCGGAUUGGGUAAAACAACACUUGCUCGAGCAAUUUAUAAUAUGAUUGGUGAUAAAUUUGAAUGCUUGUGUUUUCUUCAUGACUUGAGAGAAAGUUCAGCUAAACAUGGCUUAGAACAUCUCCAACAGAAGCUUCUUUCCAAAACAGUUGAAUUGGACACUAAGCUAGGAGAUGUUAACGAAGGAAUUCCAAUAAUAAAGCAAAGGCUAGGACGAAAGAAAGUACUUUUGAUUCUUGACGACGUUGACAACAUGAGGCAAUUGCAAGUUAUGGCGGGAGGACUUGAUUGGUUUGGUCCUGGCAGCAUAGUGAUCAUUACCACUCGAGACCAACAUUUGCUAACAAGUCAUGGGAUUCAUAGAAAAUAUCAAGUAGAUGCGCUAAAUAGGAUAGAAUCCCUUGAAUUAUUUAGGUGGAAAGCUUUUAAAGAUAGUAUAGGUGAUUCAAGAUAUGAUGACAUUUUAGACCGUGCAAUAGCUUAUGCUUCUGGCCUUCCGUUGGUUUUAGAAUUAGUAGGUCCCGCGUUGUUUGGAAAGAAUAUAGAAGAAUGGAAAUCUAUAUUAGAUAGAUAUGAAAGGAUUCCUAAUAAAGAGAUCCAAAAUAUACUUAAAAUAAGUUUUGAUGCUUUGGAGGAAGAUGAACAAGGUGUUUUUCUCGACAUUGCUUGUUGCUUCAAAGGGUAUGAUUUGGGAGAGGUCAAAGAUAUUCUUUGUGCUCAUCAUGGUCAAAGCAUAGAAUAUCAUAUUGGAGUGUUGGUCGAAAAAACUCUCAUACAGAUUAUUCAUUUGGGUACGGAUGCUGUUGUGACAUUACAUGACUUGAUAGAAGACAUGGGUAAAGAAAUUGUACGACAAGAAUCACCGAAAGAGCCUGGAAAGCGUAGUAGGUUGUGGUUCUAUGAAGAUAUAGUUCAAGUCUUAGAAGAAAAUUCGGGAACAAGUCAAAUUGAAAUUAUAUAUUUGAAAUUCCCAUUAUUUGAGGAGGAAGAGGAGAUGGAGGAAGAGGUAGAAUGGAAAGGAGAUGAAUUGAAGAAGAUGAAAAACCUCAAAACACUUAUUAUAGAAAAUGGUCGCUUUUCUAGAGCUCCUGAACAACUUCCAAACAGUUUAAGAGUCUUGGAAUGGCCUGGAUAUCCUUCACAGUAUUUGCCACAUGAUUUUUGUCCAAAGAAACUUUCUAUAUGCAAGCUACCUGGAAAUGGCUUUACAUCAUUUGAGUUGUCUAGCUCAUUAAAAAAGAGGUUUGUACAUUUGAAAAAGUUAAAUUUAGACAACUCUGAAUGUCUAACACAGAUAUUGGACGUAUCUGGUCUCAAAAAUUUAGUGGAAUUUUCAUUUCGAAAAUGUGAGAAUUUAGUCACAAUUCAUGAUUCUAUUGGAUUCCUUAAUAAGCUGAAAAUAUUGGAUGCUUAUGGUUGCAGCAAUCUAAAGAGUUUUCCACCCUUAAAGUUGACAUCUCUAGAAGCAUUGGGGCUUUCAUAUUGUAAUAGUCUUGAGAGAUUUCCAGAAAUAUUAGGAAAGAUGGAGAAUAUAACUGACAUGUUUUGUGUGGGAACUUCCAUAAAAGAAUUGCCAUUUUCAUUUCAAAAUCUCACUCGGCUUGAAAAGUUACGACUAUGGGGAGAUGGAAAGCAAAUUCUACAAAGUAGCAUUCUCACGAUGCCAAAAUUAUUGACUGAUGCUUCAGGUUGUCUAUUUCCAAAACAAAAUGCUGAACUGAGCUCCAUAGUGCCUUCAGAUGUACGAAUACUUGGACUCCCAAAAUGUAACCCGUCAGAUGAUUUUCUUCCAAUAAUUCUAACAUGGUUUGCUAAUGUGGAACAUUUAGAUCUGUCAUGGAACAAUUUCACAGUUCUUCCGAAAUGUCUUGAACAAUGUUGUCUUUUAAGUUUGCUUAAUGUCAACAGUUGCAAGUAUCUUCGAGAAAUUCAAGGGGUUCCUCCAAAAUUAAAACGUUUGUCCGCAUUGCACUGCAAAUCUUUGACAUCCAUGUCUAGACGCAUGCUACUGAAUCAGGAACUACAUGAGUAUGGAGGUGCUGAGUUUAUUUUUACAAGAAGUACAAGGUUUCCAGAGUGGUUUGAGCACCAAAAUAGGGGGCCAUCAAUAUCUUUUUGGUUUCGUAACAAGCUCCCCACCAUAACCCUCUUCGUUGUUUGUAAAUCAAUGUGGGGUAACGACGCAGACUCAACACAUAACCAAGGCCACUAUAAUGAACUCAUUCCAUUGAAUGUCCAACUGUUCAUCAAUGGCUAUGAAUACGGAUUUUGCAAUCUCGAGGUAAAGCAGUACCAUAGGCAUGUGUUUGAUUUGCAACUGCAUGACAAGAGUCUCAAAUCUAUACUGGACAAAGAUGGAAAUGUUUUAAAAAAUGAAUGGCUCCAUGCAGAGGUUAGGUAUGCAGGUUCAAAGAUGAAAUCAAUUCGUAUAAAAAGCGGAAUCAAUGUACUCAAUCACAAAAGUAGCUUGGAGGAUAUUCAAUUCACUGAUCCUUCCUUGUAAAAGAGAAAAAUAGUUGAUGGUGAUGAUGAUGAAGAUGAUGAUCAACAUUCUGAAUAUUCCAUUCAACCACAAAACCAACUCUUGGUGAAAAUACAUAGGUUUUUUUUUCCACACACUUUGUGCUUGUAUUAUACUUGUUUCACCCCAAUGCACAGGUCAAUUUUACACACAACCACUUGCAAAAAUUCUGUAUAUUAAAUGAAUGAUGUAACUGACUUUAUUUAUUGGUAUAUAUUGAGAAGGAUCCCCUUUCCUUUUCCUUGA
Molecule: messenger RNA, 3577 nt
Organism: Medicago truncatula (barrel medic)
Lineage: Eukaryota; Viridiplantae; Streptophyta; Magnoliopsida; Fabales; Fabaceae
Product: TMV resistance protein N
Exons: 5
Coding region: 26-3313 (1095 amino acids)
Biological process (GO): defense response; signal transduction
Molecular function (GO): ADP binding; ATP hydrolysis activity
Source: RefSeq, a predicted model, not a curated record